GACAAGAGGAUAUCCCAAAUCGACCCAUUGCAAGUCAUAAAGAAGAUAGAAGAAAACCAUCCAUAUACUGAAGAAGAAGUGAGAGAAAUCUCCCCUCCCUGUUCUCAUCUGAGCUCUUUCUUCUCUACAUGGAAAUUCCAAGAAAGAGAAGGAGAAGAAGAAGAAGAGCAGAUCCUAUCUCUAGCAAUUUCUCUGGUGGAAUUCUCAAGAAGAGCUUCUGAAGAAGAAGAAGAAGAAGUAGAAGAAGAGGUUUUGAUUUCAUCAUCCAUCUCUUUUCUAGAAUCAUUUCAAAAGAAAUAGGGGCAGAUGGGUAUUCCCUCUGACGAUGUCGUGCUCAUCAGUCAGCCGGAGAAGUUCGGCGAUCCCAGCGUCAUCACCAUCAAUUGCCCGGAUAAGACUGGCCUCGGAUGCGAUCUCUGCCGCAUAAUCUUGUUCUUUGGGUUAAGCAUUGUAAAAGGAGAUGUUUCAACGGACGGGAAAUGGUGCUAUAUAGUAUUCUGGGUAGUAGGAAGGGAAGAGAGUUGGACACCAAGAUGGAGCUUAUUGAAGAAGAGGCUUUUGGGGGCGUGCCCUUCGUGUUCUUCGGCUUCUGGGAUUUUUUACUAUGGGCGAGAGGUCCAGCCGAAGCCACCUGAUGUUUUCCUUUUGAAGUUCGCUUGUAUUGAUCGGAUGGGUCUCUUGCAUGAUGUGACAAGGGUUCUUUGUGAGUUGGAGCUUACAAUAAGAAGAGUGAAGGUGUCGACCACACCAGAUGGAAGAGUGAUUGACCUCUUCUUCAUCACUGACACCAGGGAGCUUCUCCACACAAAGAAGAGACAAGAUGAAACAUGUGAGCAAUUGAGAGUUGCUUUAGAGGACUCCAUGAUAUAUUGUGAGAUUGAAUUGGCCAGGUCGGAGCUUGCCAUGUGUUUGCAAGGGUCCUCUUUUCUUCCUCCUGCGGUCACGGAAGAAAUGUUCAGCUUAGAGCUGCCUGAAGAACCACCUGUGGGAUCUCCCACAAUGUCCAGCAGUCUCUCUGUCACAAUGGACAACUCUCUCAGCCCGGCUCACACUCUCAUCCAAAUCCUUUGCCAAGACCACAAGGGCCUUCUUUAUGACAUCAUGAGAACUCUGAAGGAUUACAACAUCCAGAUAUCUUAUGGACGUUUCUCUGCGAACCAAAGUGGAAACUGUGAAGUGGACUUGUUUGUAAUGCAAGCAGAUGGGAAGAAGAUUGUAGACACAAACAAGCGGAAGGCAUUAUGCGAUCGCUUGCGGAUGGAGCUGUUCCGCCCGCUCCGUGUAACGGUUAUUAGGCGUGGGCCUGACCCCGAGCUUCUGGUUGCAAACCCUGUUGAAUUGUCUGGAAAGGGGCGGCCCCUCGUCUUCUACGACAUCACCCUUGCUCUUAAAAUGCUCAACACAUGCAUCUUCUCGGCUGAGAUUGGAAGGCAUGUGAUUGGUGGCCGGGAGUGGGAAGUCUACAGAAUCCUCCUCAAUGACGGAAAUGAAUAUUUGGCUGAUAAGAACAAGAUCGAAGAGGGAGUGACAAAGAUGUUGAUGGGUUGGGAAUGAUGUUGAUCCAUGGCCAGUUAUCUUACAUGCUGUUACACCAGGAGUUCCACGGCGUAUAGGCUUUUAGCUUGUUGGACUUCCAUUGUACAGUACACUUUCUCUUCUGUGUUUGUUUUUUCGAGUAAGGUCCAGCGCUGAAUGCCAAUAUCUACAAUCGGUAUCAAACACAAUCUCAGUUCUUGGGUCACAUGUACGAGAUUCAUACUAUCUUGUAUGGUUCCAUACACUGAAAAUCUUGCAGGUCAGUUGAUUAUAACUGCUGGUUGGACUCUUCCCUAACCACCCUAGUAUAACCCUCAAAAGGAGUCCAACCAGAGGGUAGGAUCAUACCCUACUGGUGUGGUUUUCAUGGUGCGCCCCACUUUGGUAGGCCCAGCAGAUGAAUUGUCCAGAUCUUGUUCACAUGUGCUACAUCUAUUGAGAUUGAGUGCUUGAUAACUAGCUCAGGUAUUAGCUUUUGGCAGCAUGCUACUUUCUUAUUUUCCACUUCUAACUAAAUGUAAGCUGUGUGAUGGAUACACACUAUUUUAAAAGAGUGAGCUGUUUUAUAUUGUAUA
Magnolia sinica is the source of this 2111-nucleotide messenger RNA. RefSeq names its product ACT domain-containing protein ACR10. The coding region runs from base 307 to 1554 and encodes 415 amino acids. Lineage: Eukaryota; Viridiplantae; Streptophyta; Magnoliopsida; Magnoliales; Magnoliaceae. The transcript has 6 exons. The record is from RefSeq and is a predicted model, not a curated record.